AAGCUCCGCGCGGAGUGCCUCUUUACCUCUUUGUCUCUUUACCUCCACAUCUCUUACGACAGACUUUCAAGAUUUAAUGUGGAAAUUCUUCAUACUAACAAGUAGCCUCACGCGCGACAGCUUACCCAGGUACCUAAUCUAACCUAAUUCUUAAGAUAUUACCUCUUAAUUUAGUAACAAGUUGCUCUCGAUGUCAGAUGCACCGGAGCCGAGCUGAAUAGGCUUGACAAGGAUAGGAAUCUUGGGCUGCAGAUGACGUAUCUACCGGCAUGGAAUCUCGGAGUUGAAGUAGACUGACUCCUCCCGAAGGAUCGAAGUGAGAAAUAAUAAAUAUGCGCCUAGAUGAGCGGGUUAAAACCGAUGCGUUUGUGCGUUUGAUCCCUCUACUUCUUUAACAAAGGAGCCACACAACAUGAGAUUUCAAACCCCCUUAGCCACGACCGUGGUAGGGUCUCUAUUCCCCUUGCUGGCGUUGUGUCAAGACAACGUGAAUUGGAUUUCUGUGGGCGAUGACGGUCGUUCGUUUUCUCUGUCUUCCUCCAAUAUCUCCUAUCAAUUCCAUGUUGAUCCGUUGACGUUGGAUUUGAUCCAUGAUCAUUGGGGCGCCUAUGCGGCCGAGACGGUUCCCGACUUUAACGGCGUGGUAUCCGGAUGGGGCACUCCAUACACGUACAGUCGACGCGAGUUUCCCGAUCUUGGUCGUGGCGAUUUUCGAGUGCCGGCAAUCCAUAUUCAACACUCCGACGGGAACACCGUAUCGGCAUUUUCGUAUACGGGGUAUGAUAUUAGCCCAGGAAAACCUUCUCUCCCCGGCUUACCCGCCACUUACGGCGGCGAAGGGGACGUAUCGACACUUACUAUACGCUUAUACGACAACUACUCUGAUAUCUCUGCGGACCUCUACUACUCCAUCUUCCCUAAGUAUAACGCCGUUACUCGCAACUUUAGGAUUACGAAUAAUGGAAGCCGGGAUGUAACGGUGCUUCGAGCUAGUAGCUGGAGCACAGAUAUGCCGAAUGAGGAAUUAGAGAUGAUUGAUCUCUAUGGUGACUGGGCUGCAGAGGCUCGCAUUAAUAGACGCUCGGUCACGUACGGAGAGCAAGGCUUCCGCUCAUCUGCAGGGUACUCAUCUCAUUUCCAUAACCCGUUUCUUGCUCUGGCUUCUCCGAGCACUACCGAGUCUUCCGGUCCGGUGACCGGUUAUUCUUUGGUUUAUACGGGCUCGUUCUCCGCCGACGUCGAACGCUGGUCGACAGGCUGGGUCAGAGUUCUCCUUGGCUUGAACCCGCUGCACCUCUCGUGGUCUAUUGCACCAGGAGAGGUAUUUACUUCCCCCGAGGUGGUUUCUGUCUACUCAGAACAAGGGUUGGGAGGCAUGUCCCGGUCUUUCCAUUCGCUUUAUAGAAACCAUCUAUCUCGCUCGAAUUACACAUUCGAGACUCGCCCACCACUGCUAAACUCUUGGGAGGGUCUUGGUUUCGAUUUUAAUCAGUCUUCAAUGGUUAGAUUGGCCCAAGAUGCUGCUGACCUUGGCUGUAGUCUGUUUGUUAACGAUGAUGGGUGGUUUGGUACUGAUUAUCCCCGAAAUAAUGAUAGUCUCGGCUUAGGUGACUGGACUCCUGACCCAGCCAAGUUCCCUGAUGGUCUCAGACCCUACGUUGAACAAGUGGAUAAUAUAACGAUCCAGAACACCUCGGAACAUAUGGAGUUUGGACUAUGGGUUGAGCCGGAAAUGGUCAGUCCGGAUUCUGAUCUGUAUAAGCAGCAUCCUGAAUGGUGCAUGCAUGCGGGAAAUCACAACCGUACACUUCAAAGAAAUCAACUUGUUCUAAACCUUGGCCUUCAAGAGGUCCAAGAUUAUAUCAUUACGAUAAUCGAAAAGAUACUCGAUUCUGCUCCUAUCAAGUAUAUCAAGUGGGAUAAUAACCGUGGCAUUCAUGAGAUGCAGUCUCCUUCUGCAGACCACGCUUAUAUAUUGGGGUUAUAUCGGGUUAUUGACAAUCUCACGACUGUACACCCGGAGAUCUUGUGGGAAGGAUGUGCGUCAGGGGGGGCUAGGUUCGACGCCGGUUUGCUUCAUUACUGGCCACAGAGCUGGACAAGCGAUGAUACAGAUGGUUUAGAACGUCUUUACAUCCAGUUUGGCACAUCGUAUCCCUAUCCGCCCUCAGCAAUGGGUUGUCACGUCAGCGCUGUCCCGAAUCAUCAAACCGGCCGUACUACUCCUUUAGCCUUUCGAGCAGCUGUGGCCUCGAUGUGCGGGUCGUUCGGUUUCGAGCUAGAUCCUUCCACACUUACCCAAGAGGAACUCGAUACGAUUCCCAAACUGAUAUCUACGCAGCAGAAAAUUAACCCUAUCGUAAUUAACGGCGACUUCUACCGCUUAGCACUCCCGGAUCAGUCCAACUGGCCUGCAGCUAUGUUCGUCUCUCCCGAGCAUGACUCCGCUGUCCUAUUUGCUUUUCAGAUCCGAUCAGCCCUGAAACCAUUACCACCGCCGCUGAAGCUACAGGGCUUAGAUCCAAAUGCAAAAUACACGGUGAGCAAUGGGACCUGGGAGCAGAAUUGGUCUGGCUCAACAUUGAUGAAUACUGGACUAAGUUUGAGUUGGCCAAUCUCUGACUACGAAAGUAUCAUUUUGACUUUUGAUAGGCAUUGAGUUAUUUGCGGUAUGCCUCACUGUGAUUGCCUAAUUUCAAUGUCUAGAAAGUCUCGAGCUAUGUGUAGUUUACCUAUUGCUUAAACACUCACAGAGCCUAAAUAGAGUCAUUAAUCCAACAAGAAGUAGGAAGAGACAAUAUCCUUGCCUUAUAAAUUUCGAUUCUCGGUGCCGAAACUAUAGUUACGUCUAAGAGGGAGGGAUUCGGCUAGGACCGACCAUUUAGUCCUAGAGAAUCUUCCAGUCAAACUCCUUCUCCCAUGCGGCUGCUACCUUCAGACAAUCGACAUCUGCAUAUUUGCGACCUACUAUUUGAAUGGCCGUAGGGAGCUUUACAGUCGGGUCUUCACGAGCAGGUACGAAACCAACGGGCAGUGAAAGAGCAGGAUGGCCCGAAUCUUCUCAGUGAUAUCCGUCAGUAAUCUGUAUCUGAAGUAGAGCAUGGAUUUUCACAUACUAUUAAAUGGGCAAGUAUUGGCU
Molecule: messenger RNA, 3139 nt
Organism: Daldinia decipiens
Lineage: Eukaryota; Fungi; Ascomycota; Sordariomycetes; Xylariales; Hypoxylaceae
Product: glycoside hydrolase family 36 protein
Exons: 3
Coding region: 413-2659 (748 amino acids)
Biological process (GO): carbohydrate catabolic process
Molecular function (GO): alpha-galactosidase activity
Source: RefSeq, a predicted model, not a curated record